Messenger RNA from Asterias rubens (European starfish), 599 nucleotides. RefSeq lists its product as uncharacterized. Lineage: Eukaryota; Metazoa; Echinodermata; Asteroidea; Forcipulatida; Asteriidae. The coding region runs from base 120 to 599 and encodes 159 amino acids. The record is from RefSeq and is a predicted model, not a curated record. The transcript is spliced from 4 exons.
AUGGAUAAAAUAACCAGGUUGCGUAGAGAACCCUACAGAAGUACUUUCGACGAGCAGUAGCGUCUAGACAAAGAUUGCAUGAAACUCAAGAGGAGAAAAGAGCGGAGCUGGAGAAUCAAAUGAAGGAUCUACAGGAAGAGCUGGCAGCAGAGGAAGACUCUCACGCAGCAGCGCUGGAGUGGGCGUAUGAUUCAAACUGCAAGCAGCUCAUGAGGGAUCUCUAUGCCAAUCAGUCCUCAUCCGAGGCACCUGUCAUCAUUGCCCAUAGUAACGGUACCCCAUCCCAUCAGGAGAGCCCAGAGUCUGCCGACCAGAUCACCAAUAGUAACCUUGAGGUUCAGUGGGUCAUCGAGCAAAAUCCCAAGGAGAGGUCAGAAGAGACCGGUGAGGUCAACCAUAUUGAAGACCAGUCGCUCAGACAGCGUCGUUUUUGUCACAGUGAUGAACUUGGUAAUGCGUCACCAAAGUCAGUCGGUUCAGAGCCUCCAUCACCAACACGAUCAACGGAGGAAUCUCCAAGAAAAGAUGCUGUCAUCCCAUCACCUUGGGGUUCACCACACCUGCUAAAUCCAUUCGCCGUUUCUAAAACGCCCAGAUAA